GAAGAGGCCGUAGCCGCGCGGAGAGUAUGAGUGGCGCAGGGGCUCAGCCGCCCCCGGCCCCUGGGGCCAGCCCGGGAGGGUCCGGGGGCGAUUCGGAGCUGCCUCCGUCUCCACCGUCGAUGCUCAGCGUCGAUUUGCCGGGGCUGUUGUCGCAAUUCGCGCGGAGUUUCGCGCUGGUCUUUCCCAUCUACCUGCUGGGCUAUCUGGGGUUGAGCUUCAGCUGGGUUCUGGCCGCCUUGUUAUGCUUCUUCUGGGUGCAGCGGCACCGGGGCGGAAAGAACUCCCGCCUGGGCCGGGCUCUCGCCUUCCUGCAAGACGAGGAGCGGGCGGUGCGACUCACCGUCUCCACGGGAGACCUUCCCGCCUGGGUCCACUUUCCAGAUACUGAAGAGCAGAUGGGUAAAUAA
Molecule: messenger RNA, 407 nt
Organism: Crotalus tigris (Tiger rattlesnake)
Lineage: Eukaryota; Metazoa; Chordata; Lepidosauria; Squamata; Viperidae
Product: extended synaptotagmin-2-like
Exons: 2
Coding region: 27-407 (126 amino acids)
Source: RefSeq, a predicted model, not a curated record